AUGGAUGAAAACUUUGUCUCCACAUUUAACACCCACUAUCUCUUCCAUAAUUAUGAUUUUAAUGAUGUUCCCGGGCAUUUUGGUUUCAGAGUUGUUAAUGGAGUAAGAAAAAUAUCUUUCGCCCGUUGCAAUCAAUUGAUCGGACAAGAAGCUAUCCUGAAGGCGUUGAAGUCACAUACUAUUUUAGCCUCUACCCGUCAUGCCAGCCUUCAAAGUGUCUGGUUUCAUCCCGAUCCGAUGGUCGUGUAUGGUGUCGGAGAUGAUUAUGCUGCUGCUAAUUCUUCAGGCCAUUGUGUGUUGGUUGUAGGUUAUGGUCGUGAUGUCAACGACAACCUUUACUACAUUAUCAAGAGUCACUGGGGCCGUUCGUAUGGCCACUUGGGAUACUUGAGGGUUGCUGCUGGCAGCAUAGGCGAAAAGGGUGAAGAGUUAGUUAACAAAAUAAAUCUGAUUGAUGACAAUGUGUUUGAUUCUUUGCCUCUGAGACCCAAAUGUAAGCAGGCAACUAAAAAGAAGGCAAAAAGGUCUAUUAUUGAAAGCGAGAAGGAAUUUGAUGUUGAUGGAGGUUAG
Messenger RNA from Lycium ferocissimum, 570 nucleotides. RefSeq lists its product as uncharacterized. The transcript has 6 exons. The coding region runs from base 1 to 570 and encodes 189 amino acids. NCBI's taxonomy places the organism in Eukaryota, Viridiplantae, Streptophyta, Magnoliopsida, Solanales, Solanaceae. The record is from RefSeq and is a predicted model, not a curated record. Gene Ontology annotation, biological process: proteolysis. Gene Ontology annotation, molecular function: cysteine-type peptidase activity.